CUUUUGUCUAAUUCCAAUAGAGGGUCUAUGGUCGACACUUCCCGACACCCCCUUCAGAACCCUGGUGAAAACAUUCCACUAUGUGUCAGCAGAGUAUCUCCUCCGUAUGGUGGCAGAGGAGCAUUAUGCUGCUGAAAAACAAUUUGAAGGGACUGUAAAGGUUAUGGAGAGGCUGUAUGAGAAGCACCUUUGACAGUGAUUACAGCUGUGAGUCUUUCUGGGUCAAUUGCAACAGACGCAUCAAAAUUGCGGCAAGCAAUUUCCACAUCAACAGAGCCAAUUAUAUGCUUCGGAAUAUGCUCAACACACUUGUAUAUUGUGACUACCUAAAUCUUCCCGAGGAUUACUUUGAUACAUUUCACCGACAAUCCUGCAUCUUCAACACAGAGGCUAAAUGUAUAGUUUAUCAACUGGAACUCAAUUACAGCUUUGCCAUCCAUGGACUUUUAGCCUUUUGCGUCCCUACAAUACAUGUGAGGAGAGAGAGAGCCCUGGAAGAUGCUUUCAGGCACCUUCGACAAAGUGGGCACGACUUCCCAAUGCCUUUGAAGGUGAAGUUUCAAGCAGAGGAUGGUGUGGAUGAAGGUGGUGUUUCACUGGAAUUCUUCAGCCUCCUGGGGAGGGAACUUCUCACAAUGGAAUCAAAGACACUGGAGGUUUACGAGGACUCUGGACUUGCGUGGUUCACAACAUCUGGCGGUGAUGAAUUCUACUUACUUGGGCUACUCUGUGGGAAGGCACUCUAUAAUCAGUGUGUUCUGAACCUCUGCUUCCCUCUGGUUCUCUUCAAGAAGCUUCUGGGUCUGACUACAACAUUGGAUGACCUUAAAGAGCUGUCUCCAACUGAAGCACGUGGCUUGCAGGAUGUGUUGGCUGAAGAUGAGGAGUCUGUUGAAGUAAUGGAUUUGGUUUUCAUGUACAAAGGGCAAGAACUGAUACCAAAUGGAGAGGAGGUCCCAGUUACCAUGGUCAACAGGAAGAAAUAUGUUGACUUGUACGUUGACAUGAAGCUCAACAAGUCGGUGCAGAUUCAGUUUGCAGCCUUUGAGAGCGGCUUCUACAAAGGCUUCCCUAUACAGGCAUGGAGGAUGUUUCUACCCGAGGAGCUGAUGACACUUCUACAAGGAGAUGACAACUACGAGUGGGACAAGUUGAGAGAGAAUGCCAACUAUCAAGGAUAUAGGCCCACAGAUGACAUCAUCCAGAACUUCUGGAGGGUUUUCACAGAGUUCUCAGAGGAGGAAAAGAAGAAGUUCUUAACUUUUCUGACUGGAACGGACAGACUGCCCAGAGGACGAAGUCUCUCCAAACUGCAGAUGCAAAUCACGUUUUUGGACUGUACUGACCCUGAUGAAUAUUAUCCGAAAGCACAAACCUGCUCUGCGACGUUAUGCCUCCCUAACUACAGCAGUAUCGACACACUACAGGAGAAGCUUCUCCAUGCUAUCACCCACUGUGAUGUGUUUGGAGAUUUUUGAAAUUGUUAAACUGGGAAGCAUGUAGCAUUUUUUAAAAUUAUUUUAUCCUCACCAGUCAUUAUUAUUAUUAUUAUUAUAUUCAUGUUUUAUGUCAAUGAAACACAUUCAGAGCUAACAACUGAACAUCUUCAAACAUAUUAAGUAGUCUUAAAUAUAGUUUUCCUAUUUAAAUUACUUCAGUAUUGCACAAUGUGGACCAAUAUAAAUAUGUAUUUCUUGACAUGUUCUACUCAUGUUUCCUUCAUGCACUGGGAUAACUGGAUACUUGGAGACCUCUGCUGUUUGAAUAUCUAAACGACGUGCCGUCUUUGUUAAUAAAAAUGUUUAACUGCGAAUGAGUACCAUAGUAAAAAGAGCCACUGUUAAUAAAGAUUUGUUGUGGAAGUUCUA
Messenger RNA from Oncorhynchus masou masou (cherry salmon), 1868 nucleotides. Its product is annotated as probable E3 ubiquitin-protein ligase HERC3. Lineage: Eukaryota; Metazoa; Chordata; Actinopteri; Salmoniformes; Salmonidae. Gene Ontology annotation, molecular function: ubiquitin protein ligase activity. Gene Ontology annotation, biological process: protein polyubiquitination. The transcript has 13 exons. The coding region runs from base 177 to 1478 and encodes 433 amino acids. The record is from RefSeq and is a predicted model, not a curated record.